Messenger RNA from Funneliformis caledonium, 201 nucleotides. The record is from the annotation of a GenBank genome assembly. NCBI's taxonomy places the organism in Eukaryota, Fungi, Glomeromycota, Glomeromycetes, Glomerales, Glomeraceae.
AUGACUAAAAACCAAAAUAGUGAUCAACUUCAAUCCUCUCAUAACAGUAGAAGAUCAGAAGCUCUCCGAAACCUUCUAGAAAGAGUACCUGGGCUUCGAGUACUAAAUUAUAUAGAUAUAAUUGAUGAUAAUGAGAAUAGAGAACCUGAAAUACCCUCAAGCAGAAAUGCACAAAUCGAUGCACCGAUGACUCUGAAAGAA